Messenger RNA from Pelagomonas calceolata, 775 nucleotides. NCBI's taxonomy places the organism in Eukaryota, Pelagophyceae, Pelagomonadales, Pelagomonadaceae. The record is from the annotation of a GenBank genome assembly.
GUUUUUGGGACGGCGCACACGCAAAAAAUCGUGCAUUACUGUACUCUCACGGCCGCACCGCUGGAGGCAGAGGCCCUCGCGACGCCCCCGACGCGCCUGCGCCAGCGAUCAACGCCGCGGCGCCGCGAGCACUCGUCAGCAGACUAAGGCAUAUCACGCCGCAGCCGCACGAGGAAGCACAAAGGGAAGAUGGCCGACGCGCGAAGCCCAAGGAAGCGCGGCCGCGACGCCCGGCGCGACGACAGCCCGCCCCGACGGCGGCCACCCCCCAAAAAACAGGACAAAGUCGACCGAAAGACGGAGUGCCCCUUUUUACUGCGCGUGUUCUGUAAAAGGGACGGCCACAAUAAGAUCGACGACUACAGUCCGACGAGCGUCCCGAACUGCGAGGAGCUCCAGCUCUAUACGUGGCCCGAUUGUACACUAAGAGAACUCACGGACUUAGUGAAACACGCGCUGAGCGACGCGAGACGGCCGCGGUGCCGGUUGUCCUUCGCUGUUGUGUAUCCAGAUAAAAAAGGUCAAACGGCGAUGAAGGAGGUCGGGUUGAUUUGGUCGACGAACACGGCGCGGAGCGCUCCGGAGGCGGAGCGGAAAACAUUGAGAGAUUUACGGUUUCAAACAGGAGACUUCAUCGACUGCGCGAUCCACUUUCCCAAGAUCAACGGGCCCGGGGGCCAGUACGUGGGGCCGUGGGGCCAGCUCGAGCCGCCGGAGUCGCCCGGCGCGGACGCGUCGUCUCCUACCUAGUGGUUUUAAGAGGUCUUGAGUUAGC